AUGCCGCGCGAGAGCUAUCCGGCGCCUCCUGCGGCUGCAGCUGGCGAAGACCCUCCGCAGCUGAACGGCCUGUCGGCGGCGAGUAAGGCGCGGAGUGCAGAGGGCUGCGACGGGCUGGCGGCAGCGCCGGUCUACUUGAACAGACUCGAUCUCGGCGGCGGAGCCUCGUCUGAAGAACCCCGCGACCCAGAGGGCGCGAGCUGCGCCGAUAGCGAAGGAGGAGACACCCAGCGCGCGCGCCGGGACUUUGCCGCAUACGCCCCGCUCAAGUUGCAAGUCAUCGAUGCUUUUUGGAGAUGCUUCACCUCUGAGCAAAACGACCUCGCGCUGGCCGCGGUUCACGCCCUCGGCACGAUUGCGAGAACGUCGCGGGCGACGUCAGUUUUCCAGCUUUUUGUUCACCUGCGGGCGGCCAGCGACGCGCUGGAGGUCUACGCGAGGCGCCGUGACGUCUUGCUCUACGUGAGCCAACUGACGAGUAUUAAGCGCCUCACGACGCUGCCCCUGCGGUCAGCCUGUCUGCUGUACCAGCAGUUCGGCCUCCGCCACCACCAGCGCCGCCCAGACAUUACGCUGGAGGAACUCCGAGAACUUCUUGUCGCUCAGUCGUCCAAGUUCGCCUCGCGCAUUCUUCAGAGCAAACAGACCAUCGCGGACAUCAGUCAGAUUAUGUUUACGAAAGAUCAAAUGGUCGUGCUCACGCACGGGCGUUCGUCGUGCGUUGAGAAGCUGCUGAAGGACGCAUGGGAAAAGCACAAAAAACGCUUUUCUGUCAUCGUCACGCGCCACGAAGAAAAGCCAGGGGACUUUGUCACAGCAGACGUAGAAGUCUUGAUGGAGAGCAUCAACUCCAUAGGCAUUCCGGUCGUCGCGACUUCGGUCUGCUCCAUCGGGCGCCUCAUGGCGAGAGUCGAUCUCGUCGUCGUCGGCGCCGAGGCCGUCGCGGAAAACGGUGGCAUUGUGAACCGCGUUGGAACUGCGACGAUCGCGAUGGUGGCGCGGCAGCAUUGCGUGCCAUUUUACGUCGCCUGCGAGGCCUGUAAAUUCACUCGCAUGCACGUUUUCCAGCGCGACGAUUCGCGGCGCUCUGCGGUCUUUACGAAGACGACAAAGCCGGAGAACGUUCAUCUCAACAUGCCCAUUCCGACGGACUAUCUAGAGUACCUGGACUACACGGAGCCCGAGUUGAUUUCUCUGCUCUUCACAGAUCUGGGGAUCUUUGCGCCGCGUAACGUGUCGGAUGAACUGACGAAACUUUACGAGUCGUCUUAG
Besnoitia besnoiti is the source of this 1272-nucleotide messenger RNA. RefSeq names its product putative eukaryotic initiation factor-2B, alpha subunit. The record is from RefSeq and is a predicted model, not a curated record. Gene Ontology annotation, molecular function: guanyl-nucleotide exchange factor activity; translation initiation factor activity. The transcript is spliced from 8 exons. Lineage: Eukaryota; Apicomplexa; Conoidasida; Eucoccidiorida; Sarcocystidae. Gene Ontology annotation, cellular component: eukaryotic translation initiation factor 2B complex. Gene Ontology annotation, biological process: translational initiation. Bases 1 to 1272 code for a protein of 423 amino acids.